CUUCAUACAACAUGAUUAUUUCAAAUAUGUUCCAUAAUAAAGUUAAACAUUCUCAUGUUUUGAUCAUUAUUAUUGUGUGGUCUUUGUUUCAAUGUGUUGUUAACAGUACUACUAGUACUUUUGUAAGAAUUCCUACUUUCCUUGCCAAACAACCAGUGGCAAAAGCUGAUAAACAGAUCAAGUGCAUCGAUAAGGACCAAAAUGCUCUCCUUGAUUUUAAAGUUGGUCUUGAAGACCCCUAUAAUUAUAUCUCCGAUUGGGGAACUAAAAAGGAAGAUGAUUGUUGCACGUGGACCAGAGUUACAUGCGACAACCAGACUGGUCAUGUCACGGAGCUUGACUUGUCUGAUUGUUAUCUUGAAGGUAGCCAAUUUAUAGGAUCAAUAUCUGAUGAUAUCCAACACUUUUCAUCACUUCAAAAGUUAUACCUAGAUGACAAUCAGUUAAAUGGAACCAUAAGUAAGAAAAUGUGGGGAUUGCCCUCGCUUUUCGAACUAAGAAUUACUUCCAAUUCUCUUGGAGGCGCCACCUUUGAAAAUAUUGGAAUGUCAAGUAUUGAGUUCAUAAAUAUCUCUUCCAAUAACUUCAGCGAGAAAGCACCAGAUAUAUCAAACUUUAAUGCUUCCGCCGUAUUAGAUUUGAGUUCCAACAACUUCUAUGGUCCGAUAACGAAUGUUUCUUCCUCUUUGAAUCUUUUAAAUCUUUCGAAAAACAAAUUCUAUGGAGGAAUCUCUUUUUUGUGCCAAAUUGUUGAUGGGCUUUUAGUUUAUCUGGAUCUCUCGCAUAACUUAUUUUCUGGACAAAUUCCAGACUGUUUAUGGCAACUGAAAGCACUUCAAUUUUUAAAUCUGGCAAACAACAAUUUGUUUGGAAAGCUUCCUGCAUCUUUUAAAUAUUUGAAUUUACUUGAUGUGUUGGAUUUAUACAACAACAACUUCUCUGGAGAAUUGCCUUUAUCGCUGAAGAAUUGCACCAACUUAACCUUUUUGGAUUUAGGGGCCAACAAAUUUUCUGGUAACAUGUCUGUUUGGAUUGGUGAAAACUUAUUAGGAUUGUAUGCUCUUAGCCUUGGUUCUAAUAACUUAUUUGGACCCAUUCCUUUAGAGUUUUGUCAGCUUGUAAAUCUUCAAAUUCUUGAUCUGUCAAUGAACAAUCUUAAUGGGACUAUCCCUUCAUGUGUCAAUAAUCUUACUUCCAUGGUUCAACAAGGAUUGAUCACAUUGGAACAUAACCGACAUCAUUAUGGUCUUUCAUCUACACCUUCUGGACUUAGUGAUUAUGUUGACAGUGCGAUUGUCCAGUGGCAAGGAAUUAGACGUGAAUUCACUAACAAUCUCGGAUUUUUGAAAAGCAUUGAUUUAUCACACAACAAUCUAGCAGGAAAAAUCCCCAAUACUCUAACCGAUCUUCGUGGAUUGCUUGCACUCAACUUAUCAAGGAAUGCUUUACAUGGGGAGAUUCCAAAAAAAAUUGGCAAGAUGAAAGAUCUUUUAAUGUUGGAUUUAUCAAGAAACCAACUUUCAGGAGAGGUACCAUCCAGCAUAUCUGAGAUGUUUUUGUUAAGUUCUUUAGACGUGUCAUACAAUAACUUGUCAGGGAGAAUUCCAUCCGGCACUCAACUCCAAUCGUUUGAAAAUUCAAGUUACACAGGAAAUGCAGGAUUGUGUGGACCCCCAAUUUCAAAAUAUUGCCCUGGAGAUGAAAGAUUUCAAAUGCCAUCCAUCAUUGGUGAUGAAAGUGAAGGACACAUAGAUCAACUUGAGAGAUGGUUUUACAUUGGCGGGGCGAUUGGUUUUGCUAUCGGAUUUUGGUUAGUGUGUAGUGCUUUGCUCAUCAGUCAUCGUGGAAGACAUACUUUUUUUCACUUCAUGGAUCGUUCGGAAAAUUGGGUUCAUGUAAAGGUGGUGGUGUUUGUAUGUCACAAUGUUUUUUAACUUCUUGUCUUUUAGAAUUUAUUUAUAUUGUUUUUAUUUACCAUAUUUUUCGUGUAUGUAUUUGGGAGAGGUUUUUAAAUCCUCAUUAAUAAUUAAUAAAGUUGCCACCAA
This is a messenger RNA of Erigeron canadensis, 2045 nucleotides long. Its product is annotated as receptor-like protein EIX2. Gene Ontology annotation, molecular function: protein binding. The record is from RefSeq and is a predicted model, not a curated record. The transcript has 2 exons. Bases 12 to 1934 code for a protein of 640 amino acids. Lineage: Eukaryota; Viridiplantae; Streptophyta; Magnoliopsida; Asterales; Asteraceae.